Habropoda laboriosa is the source of this 357-nucleotide messenger RNA. It is a transcript of the gene Cox6c, whose product is annotated as cytochrome c oxidase subunit 6C-1-like. The record is from RefSeq and is a predicted model, not a curated record. The transcript has 3 exons. NCBI's taxonomy places the organism in Eukaryota, Metazoa, Arthropoda, Insecta, Hymenoptera, Apidae. Bases 115 to 345 code for a protein of 76 amino acids.
GUAACUUUGCGAAUGGUUUCCAGCAGAUUCCAUGUAAUAUAGUAUCGACGUUAUUGCAGUCUGAACUACGUAGUUUGAAGCUAAAUAAGGAAUAAUAUUAUUUCAUUGGAAAAAAUGUCUGAAGGAAGGAUACCAAAACCUCAACUUCGAGACUUACACAUUACAAAGGCUGGAAAGAGUUUAGGAAUUGGGGUGGUUGUUGCUGUUGGAUGUGGUAUUACCUACAAAUUAUGUAUUUCUAAUCCUCAUAAUCGGAAAGUUGAAGAAUUUUACAAAACUUAUGAUCCAAUGAAAUCAUUAAAGAUAAUGAAUGAUGCUGGACUUAUGGAAUCUACUUCAAAAUGAACAUCAUACACA